Messenger RNA from Hermetia illucens (black soldier fly), 1657 nucleotides. Its product is annotated as probable cytochrome P450 6a14. The transcript has 2 exons. Bases 38 to 1546 code for a protein of 502 amino acids. NCBI's taxonomy places the organism in Eukaryota, Metazoa, Arthropoda, Insecta, Diptera, Stratiomyidae. Gene Ontology annotation, molecular function: oxidoreductase activity, acting on paired donors, with incorporation or reduction of molecular oxygen; iron ion binding; heme binding. The record is from RefSeq and is a predicted model, not a curated record.
UAUCAUUUGGAACUAUUAGUAUUCGUCUAGCUUCAAGAUGGAUUGGUUAUCUAUUAUUCUGUGGUCUUUCAUUAGUAUUGUGUCGGUAACUUUCAUUUAUUUCAAAAAAAAAUUUUCGUAUUGGAAAGAUCGCGGGGUCAAUUAUGUUGAACCGACAUUUCCCCUUGGAAAUUUAUCAUUUCGAAAAGCACAUUUUAAAGAUUUCAUUAUCAACGUCUACCAGCAUAAAAAUAAAAGCCCUUUCGUGGGAGCUUACAUACUGACGAAACCAAUAAUUAUUCCGACGAGUCUGGACCUUAUACAGAACAUUCUAGUGAAAGAUUUCAGUAAUUUCCAUGAACGUGGAGGAUACUCGAAUGAAGUAGAUGACCCCUUGUCUGCCCACAUGUUUUCUGUGGAUGGCGAAAAAUGGAAAUCGUUACGAACAAAGUUAUCACCGACAUUUACCUCCGGCAAAAUGAAAUUCAUGUUCCCUACAGUUGUAGAAGUAGCGAAUCGAUUCAAUGCUACCCUUGCGGAUAUUGUCAAACCGACUGGAUCGGAACUGGAGGUUCGAGAUCUACUGGCCAGAUUCACAACAGAUGUGAUAGGAUCAUGUGCAUUUGGAAUAGAAUGUAAUAGUUUGAAAGACCCUAACUCAGCUUUUCGCUACUAUGGAAGAAAGAUUUUUGAAGACUCUCCAAUCGGACCAGCAACAGCGUUGUUAGUGCUUCAAUUCCCAGACUUGGCAAGAAAACUGCAUGUUAGCCUCUUGCGGAAAGAAGUUAGUGAUUUCUUUAUGAAUACGGUUCGCGAAACGAUCGACUAUCGGGAAAAAAAUAAUGUGAAACGCAAUGAUUUCAUGAAUUUCUUAGUUCAGCUGAAAAAUGGGAAGAGCGUGGAUGACGAGAGCUCAAAAGAAAUUAACAAAUUAACUAUGGAAGAAAUAGCAGCACAAGCAUUUCUAUUUUUUGCUGCAGGUUUUGAGACUUCAUCUACUACAAUGACAUAUUCCUUAUAUGAGUUGGCAUUGAACCCCGAUAUUCAAGAAAAAGCCCGACAGGAAAUCAGGAAUAUUUUGGCAAAACAUGAAGGAGAACUGAGCUAUGAGGCAGUUCAAGAAAUGACAUACAUUGACCAAAUAAUAAGUGAGGCUCUUCGCAAAUAUCCGCCAGUGGUAUUUCUCACGAGGAGGGCUGCUGACAAAUACCAGAUACCCAACACAAAAACAAUCAUUGACAAAGGAUUGGACACAAUGAUACCAGUUUACUGCAUUCAUCAUGAUCCUGAAAUAUAUCCAAACCCUGAAAUUUUCGAUCCAGAUCGUUUUACACCAGAACAGAUAAGAAACCGGCAUCCAAUGUCCUUCUUAGGUUUUGGUGAUGGUCCUAGGAAUUGUGUAGGAUUGCGUUUUGGACGAAUGCAGACACGAAUUGGUCUGAUUACCUUAUUACAAAAUUAUCGAUUCAAAUCAUCGCCGAAGACAGCAAUCCCAUUGAUUUUUGAUCCUGACGUAGGAAUACUUACACCAAAGGGUGGAAUGUACCUUGCAGUCGAGAAAAACUAGAAAUUGUUAUAUCGUGGUUCUGAUGGCAGCAGAAUUACGGGGGGCGGCACAUAAAUUAUUACUUUUAUUAAGUGGAUACUGUGAAUUUAUUUUCAGAUAAUUUCAUAAAGG